AUGUUUUCAUCGUACCGUUAUGGCUUUUCCCUAGGCAAUUGCAUCUUGGACUUCAACACAUUCCCCUACGAGCCAACAGGCAUAUGUACAAGCGAGGACGACGACAGGCUAUAUCUCUGGGACGCGAUCUACACAACCCGGUGUUGCCGCAACGCCCUCACCGCAGCGGCCAAGGCCUUAGCUCUCAACAUCAAUGCCACAGCAACACCAACAACCCUGUUCCUCCCACAGCCGCAAUGGGCCAACUGCACAGGCCCCUUCUCACGCCAGCCCUCCGUCUCCCUCCAAGGCUGCGGCCUACAGAACAUGUUCGCCGGCGGCAGCCACUUCUCCACGCUCCUCUACCUGCCAACACUCCUCCAGAGCAAGGUGUACGAGGCGGCCGUUCGGAACUGCUCAGGGUUUGACGGCGGAGGGUUCGAUGGGGUGUGCAGUGGAUGUGUGACGGCUGUGGCGGCGGUGCGUGGGGCGGUGAUGGAUGAGUUUGGGAUUCGGAGGGAGGAUAAGAAUGAGAAUGCUGCUAUUGGGUUUUCCGCCGUUGUGGCGGUUGCCGCCGGGAGGAUUGGGAAUUCGACUGAUUUUGAUGCCAUUUUUCAAUGCUUGUCUGCUUCCGACACAUUGAUUUCUGGCUACUUCAAAAUCAAAGAUUCGGUAGCGAAGGCCUUAGUAUCUGCCAUAGUAGGUGUGCUAGUUCUACUACUCAUUGUCCUUCUAGUAAAGCAUGCAACCAAGAAGAACAAGAAAACCAAACCAUGUGCCUCGAAUGACACAUCGAUAUGGUCGGGACUAUACCGGUUUACAAAGGAUGAGAUCAAUAAGGCACUCGACUUCGGGAACGAGAGGACGAGUCUAGGUCGGGGUAGUGCCGGGCAAGUGUACAAGGGUAUGCUACCGAGCGGACAGCUAGUAGCGAUCAAGAAGAUAUUUCAAAGCAACACUUCAGAUUCAUUCAUUAGAGAAGUUGAUGGGCUGUCUAGGGUUAGGCAUCCCAAUUUGGUGUGCCUCUUGGGAUGUUGCAUUGAGAAUGGGGAGCAAUAUCUUGUGUAUGAGUAUUGUGAGCAAGGCAACCUGGCUCAGCAUCUCAUGAGAAAAGAUACAUUACUAUCAUGGGAAACAAGAGUAAAGAUUUUAAGACAGUGUGCCCUUGCACUAAGGUAUCUUCAUCAACGUGCAGAUGGCUGCAUUGUCCAUAGAGACAUUAAGCUCACGAACAUACUUUUGACUGAGAAAUUAGACGGGAAAUUGUCGGAUUUUGGGUUGGCAAGGAUGUUGGGAAUGGAUGAGACCAAAGUGUUCACAGAUGUUAGGGGAACCAUAGGGUAUAUGGACCCUGAAUACAUGAGCAAUGCCAAGCUCACUUGUGCAAGUGAUAUCUAUAGUUUUGGCAUUGUGGCUCUUCAGCUUCUAUCAGGUCAAAAGGUCAUUGAUUUGGAUCUUGAUGCAAGAGAUCAAUUAACAAGAAAGGCUAAGGAUGUAAACAUGGGGUUACGACCAUUGAGUGAUUUUGAAGAUCCAAGACUAAAAGAAGACGUAAACAAAGCAGACUUUGAAUCCAUUUUACAAGUUGCUGUUCUUUGUGUAGCCAAAUCAAGCAAGGGUCGACCCACCAUUGACAUUGUUUUUGAGGAAAUGGACAAAGUCUGGCACAACACACAUGCCAACAAGGUGGCAAAGCAACAAAUGACCUCACCUGCAACUUCAUUGUCUAAGCCAUGGGAGGCGGUUCCAGUUUGA
Messenger RNA from Cucurbita moschata (crookneck pumpkin), 1734 nucleotides. Its product is annotated as probable leucine-rich repeat receptor-like protein kinase At5g49770. The transcript has 7 exons. The coding region runs from base 1 to 1734 and encodes 577 amino acids. The record is from RefSeq and is a predicted model, not a curated record. Gene Ontology annotation, biological process: protein phosphorylation. Gene Ontology annotation, molecular function: ATP binding; protein kinase activity. Gene Ontology annotation, cellular component: membrane. Lineage: Eukaryota; Viridiplantae; Streptophyta; Magnoliopsida; Cucurbitales; Cucurbitaceae.